AUAUAGUCAGUUGAUGUCAGCUGAAUGCCAGUCUCUUCAGAAAAGCUCAGCUCCCAGUUUGAGUUAGAGUAGGGACCAUGCUGUCCCAGGUUCAAGGAUAAAAACCAUCAGGCCCAAGUGCCAUCCAUAGCCCAUCUCCAGAGUCUUCCUUCACAAACUGGGAUUCAUCCCUGCUGAAAAGCACAAUCUAACAGCAAGGGAACAAAAAAAAAACCAUGCUAUCACAUAAUACUAUGGUGAAGCAGAGGAAACAGCAAGCAACAGCCAUCAUGAAGGAAGUCCACGGAAAUGAUGUUGACAGCAUGGACCUUGGCAAAAAGGUCAGCAUCCCCAGAGAUAUCAUGUUGGAAGAAUUAUCCCAUCUUAGUAACCGUGGUGCCAGGCUAUUUAAGAUGCGUCAAAGAAGAUCUGACAAAUACACAUUUGAAAAUUUCCAGUAUGAAACUAAAGCACAAAUAAACCACAGUAUUGCUAUGCAGAACGAGAAACUGGAUGGAAGCAACUUGGAAGGUGGUUCACAGCAAGCCCCCUUGACUCCUCCCAACACCCCAGAUCCACGAAGCCCUCCAAAUCCAGACAACAUUGCACCAGGAUAUUCUGGACCACUGAAGGAAAUUCCUCCUGAAAAAUUCAACACCACAGCUGUCCCUAAGUACUAUCAGUCUCCCUGGGAGCAGGCCAUUAGCAAUGAUCCGGAGCUUUUAGAGGCUUUAUAUCCUAAACUUUUCACGCCUGAAGGAAAGGCAGAACUGCCUGAUUACAGGAGCUUUAACAGAGUUGCCACCCCAUUUGGAGGUUUUGAAAAAGCAUCAAAAAUGGUUAAAUUUAAAGUUCCAGAUUUUGAGCUACUAUUGCUAACAGACCCCAGGUUUAUGUCCUUCGCCAAUCCCCUUUCUGGGAGACGGUCCUUUAAUAGGACUCCUAAGGGGUGGAUAUCUGAGAAUAUUCCUAUAGUAAUAACGACUGAACCUACAGAUGACACCACCAUACCAGAAUCAGAAGACCUAUGAAAAGAAAGUUGUAUGUGCCACAUAAAACUCUGAACAUAAAAGUUUCUGUUUUAUUAUUCUAAUUACUGGCAAAGUCACUUGCAUUUUUCAUUAGUAGCAAUAAUAGCAAUUUAGUGAUUCUCCUUUUAUGACAUUCAAUUUCAAUCUUAGAUCAAAUAUUAAUAAACAAUUAGAAAUCUUACUUUAAAAGACUUA
Saimiri boliviensis boliviensis (Bolivian squirrel monkey) is the source of this 1205-nucleotide messenger RNA. It is a transcript of the gene MYOZ2, whose product is annotated as myozenin 2. The record is from RefSeq and is a predicted model, not a curated record. Gene Ontology annotation, molecular function: actin binding; telethonin binding; FATZ binding. Lineage: Eukaryota; Metazoa; Chordata; Mammalia; Primates; Cebidae. Gene Ontology annotation, cellular component: Z disc; actin cytoskeleton.